Serinus canaria (Common canary) is the source of this 653-nucleotide messenger RNA. It is a transcript of the gene TMEM114, whose product is annotated as transmembrane protein 114. The record is from RefSeq and is a predicted model, not a curated record. Gene Ontology annotation, cellular component: apical plasma membrane. The coding region runs from base 18 to 653 and encodes 211 amino acids. NCBI's taxonomy places the organism in Eukaryota, Metazoa, Chordata, Aves, Passeriformes, Fringillidae. The transcript is spliced from 4 exons.
GCGGCGGCGGCGGCACCAUGAGGGUUAACUUGGGCGCGCUCUCCCUCUUCGUGGCCCUGGUGGGACUUUCGAGCUUCAUCUUCCUCGUGGUGGCCAUCGCCACCGACUUCUGGUACAUCAUCGAUGCCUCCAAGCUGGAGGCGUCCCAGAACGGCACGGACGCGCUCAGCUCGCACUCGGGGCUCUGGCGGACCUGCCGCGUGAGGAGUGAAUGCUACCCUUUGAUAAACCCCUUCUGGCACGAGAAUGCAAACAUCACCGAUUCACACAGACAGCUGUUGUACAUGCAUGGAACAUUUGUCAUCCUGAUGCCCCUCAGCCUGAUACUGAUGAUUUUUGGAGGAAUGACUGGAUUCAUCAGUAUUCUUGCCAGGGCCUACCUGCUGCUCCUAAUGACUGGACUGCUUUUCCUUUUUGGAGCUCUGGUUACCCUGACAGGGAUCAGUGUCUAUAUUGCAUAUUCAGCUGCUGCCUUCCAAGAAGCUGUUUGCCUGCUGAGGAGCAAGGAUCUCCUGGUGGAAAUUGACAUCAGGUUUGGCUGGUCCCUGGCACUGGUGUGGAUCUCCUUCGUGGCAGAGGUGCUCACUGGGGCCGUGUUCCUCCUGGCAGCAAGAGUGGUGGGUCUGAAACGGCAGCGUGAGCAGGCUCUGUGA